AUGCUGAUAGACCACUUCUAUACCUUCUCUGCGCAGGGUGACGUACUUAUAUCACGUACAUUUUUACAGUACAAUAAUGAGCGCCUCCAAUUGCCCGAGACUCUAUUCAUUGAUUACUUAUCUGACCAGAAAAACGUGGCUCCUGUCUUUAGUGUACCACUAAAAGAUGGAAACGUAUACUUUGCGCACAUAAGACGACAAGAUAUGAUAUUCGUCCUUACAACAUACAAGCCAUUACCUCCCAGCUAUCUAAUUGACCUACUCUAUCGCAUAACAUGUGUGUUCAAGGACUUUUUUGGAGUACUAAAUGAGGAGGCUAUUCUUAAAAAUUUUUUUUUGGCAUAUGAACUACUUGAUGAGAUUAUUGACUUUGGAUACCCUCAAUGCACCUCAACUAAUCUGUUAAAGGACAGAAUCCACAAUUUUCCUACUCCUCCAAUUGAUGCUCACUUCCACCCAAUCAACAAGACUUUACCCAGCACCGCAUCGCAGAGGCCUGUUGUAAUCAAAUCAUGUGAGAAGUUACAAAAAAACAUAACUCUAAAAAAUCAUUUACAAAUAUUUUCACCGCAACCAUUUGCUAGAGAGUAUUCUGAGGAAGUGUUUAUUGACGUGGUGGAGCGGCUUAAUGUUAUGCAAACAGGAGCUGGUAAUAUUGAAUAUGCGACCCUCGAUGGGUCUAUAGUUGUUAAAAAUUUUCUAAAAGACAAUCCUUUACUUAAAAUUGGUUUGAGUGAUCACAUAUCAUCAAUUCCCAUUGAGGAAAUUUUGUUCAGCUCCGUUGUUAACUAUCAGAGGUACGCUAACGACCAAAGCCUGGAAUUCCGUCCUCCUGAAGGUGAAACUAAACUCAUGAACUAUACAACUUCUAACAAUAGAUUGUUCAAAGUUCCUCUGAAUGUAUCUUGUAAUAUUGAAUUUAUUGACAAGGGGCAGGUUAAUCUUACCGCUACCAUAGUCUGUACAUUACUACAUCAUUCUUGCGGGCCCAUAAUUGCAAAAUGUCCCCUCCAUCCCAAAACAACACAAGUUUCACUCCAUGCAAACAAUGUGGCAAAACAAACUUACGAAUAUGAUGCCACUAAUAAGUUGUUGAUAUGGAGAAUUGAAGGUUUAACUUACGAAAGGAGUGUCGUACUUAGUGCCUUAAUUUCAAUGGAAGGGCUCUCCGCAUCCGCCGAAGCCAUUAAGAAACAGAUUGGCCCUAUCGCUUUGACAUAUGAAGUACCGAUGUUCACUUCUACAUCACUGCAAGUGAUAUACUUGAAGAUGAACACUAUCAACCAGCACUUCAGGUGGAUUAGAUAUGUAACUAUGUCCAGCUCUCACUUGUAUCGCAUUUAA
Messenger RNA from Babesia microti strain RI, 1344 nucleotides. Its product is annotated as Adaptor complexes medium subunit family. Gene Ontology annotation, cellular component: cytoplasmic vesicle; trans-Golgi network; clathrin adaptor complex. Gene Ontology annotation, biological process: Golgi to lysosome transport; protein targeting. Bases 1 to 1344 code for a protein of 447 amino acids. The transcript is spliced from 3 exons. Lineage: Eukaryota; Apicomplexa; Aconoidasida; Piroplasmida; Babesiidae. The record is from RefSeq and is a predicted model, not a curated record.